AUGGAGGAAGAUUAUGAUUAUUUCAAACAAAAGUAUGACGCUCGUGGGUAUCUUGGCUUUACUCCAUUACAAAAGUGUACUGAGGCCAUCCGACAACUUGCAUAUGGCACAAGCGUUGAUUCAUUUGACGAGUACCUGAGAAUGUCUGCCAAGACCGCGCGAGACACACUCACACACUUUUGUAAAGGUGUGAUUGAGUUGUAUGGGUCGGCUUAUUUACGACGUCCGACUUGGAGUGAUCUCCAAAGGAUGUACGAAGUGCAUGAGCAUGUUCACGGUUUCCCCGGUAUGAUCGGUAGCAUCGACUGCAUGCACUGGAAGUGGGAACAAUGCCCUACCGCUUGGCGUGGUACACAUACUAGAGGCGACAUUCGCAAACCGUCGUUAAUAUUGCAGGCGGUUGCAUCUUAUGAUCUUUGGAUAUGGAAUGCAUAUUUUGGUCAACAAGGUUCUCACAACGACAUCAACGUGUUUGAGUCUUCGCCGGUUCUCGAAGAGAUUAUAAACGGGUUGGCACCAAGUUCAGCGUUUUAUGCGAGCGAUAAUUACUACAAACGCGGAUAUUAUUUAAUUGACGGUAUCUAUCCGGAGUACGCAACGUUCGUAAAGACGUUCACCGAUCCUAUUGAUCUUAAAAGAAAAUAUUUCAAGAGAAAACAAGAAUCAGCAAGAAAAGAUAUCGAGCGAGCGUUUGGAGUUCUUCGAAAGCGAUGGCACGUCAUCAAUUAUCCAGCAAGAUACUGGACAAAGGAAAAAAUGCAUGACGUCACUUACACAUGCAUUAUUUUGCAUAACAUGAUAUUGGAAGACGAAGACAAAGCCAUUUGCCAAGAUUACAAUGAGAAUGACUCUUCAUUGUUCCCGGAGUAUUGGACACAAGAAGUAUCAUUGGAGACACGAAUCGAGAACAUAAUGGAUAUAAAGAAUAGAGAGACACACAACAAGCUUAUGUAUGACUUGAUCGAUCACCUAUGGGACAAAAACAACCAGGAUACGAGGCGGAACUCGUUCACGAGGAUGAAGGAGAUUACGAGGAUGAAGAUAAUAACAAUGUAG
Messenger RNA from Helianthus annuus (common sunflower), 1056 nucleotides. RefSeq names its product protein ALP1-like. Lineage: Eukaryota; Viridiplantae; Streptophyta; Magnoliopsida; Asterales; Asteraceae. The record is from RefSeq and is a predicted model, not a curated record. The coding region runs from base 1 to 1056 and encodes 351 amino acids. The transcript is spliced from 2 exons.